Chaetomium globosum CBS 148.51 is the source of this 2211-nucleotide messenger RNA. RefSeq lists its product as uncharacterized. The transcript is spliced from 8 exons. The coding region runs from base 1 to 2211 and encodes 736 amino acids. Gene Ontology annotation, molecular function: 3'-5' exonuclease activity; protein dimerization activity; DNA binding. Gene Ontology annotation, biological process: transcription by RNA polymerase II. The record is from RefSeq and is a predicted model, not a curated record. Gene Ontology annotation, cellular component: RNA polymerase II, core complex; cytoplasm; nucleus. NCBI's taxonomy places the organism in Eukaryota, Fungi, Ascomycota, Sordariomycetes, Sordariales, Chaetomiaceae.
AUGUCCAACUGCUCCGAUUUUCUGAUGCUUAAGGAAGACCACACCCUCGGCAAUCUGCUCAGCGUCUACCUUAAGAUGGCACCUCACGUCAUGAUGGCAGCCUACAAGAUCGGCCACCCUAACGUCCCUGAGGUUCAGUUGCGCGUCCAGACCGACGGCACGAUUACCCCGCGCGAGGCUCUCAUGACCGUCUGCAAGCAGCUGGUCGCCAUGUACGGUCAGCUCGGCCGCGAGUUCCAGAAGGAGCUUGCUCUGCGCCAGUAUGCCGACCAGGGCGAGAACGCUGGCGGCAACUGCCCGGUGGCGCUCCUGGUGGUGCCGGUGUCGGCUCUCGGCUGCUGGCUCGUCGGGGAUGCUGCUCACCAUGCAGAUGUUGUUCCCGUUCAGCAGGAUCUUGUUGAGUUUGGUGUGGUUGCCCGAGUAGUCGCUACAAAACAGAUCAGUUCAUGGAUCUCAGAAGCCGUGUUGGAGGUGCCCAGCUUACAACUCGGUGACGUUUUCGAGAACCAUGUCUACGGAGAGGAGAGGGUGGGGUUAGCUGCUCCACAUACCGAGGGGAAGGAGUUGAGAAGCCAUGAUGUCUUGUCUGGGUAUCUGGUGUUGGCGGCUGUUUUAGUGGCUUCUGAUGUAUUUCAAGGGCCUGCAGGUCGCGGCCGUCGACUGAGCAGCGAGCUGCAGUGGGGAUGCGAUGGGUAUUGUGUAUUUACCCCAUGGCGCCGUCCGUCCGUCGUCUUACGCAAGGCCAAUGAGAUUCUCACGUUUUCGAGGAGCGAGUCGUGCUGGCGUCGUCGUGGAGCGUUUCCAAUGUCGUUCACACCGUCGCUUUCUAUCCUCUUCAUCGCCGUCACAAUACCGGCUGCGUCGGAUUCAUGUGAAAAUGAGUUCCCGAAAAACUGCACACCACGUUUGGCAUCGGCUGCAGCUGCUUCCGAGGGAAGUUCGGUUGCUUUGCCAGCUAUCCUGGCCGACACCAAUGUGUUGGGAGAGUUCUCUGCUAGCCAGAGGCCCGAAGCCGUAUUGGAUAGUGGCUUUACAGCUAUUCCGCCGGCUACUCGCAUCACUACUACCACCACCAUUUCGAGCACCGCCGCUACGGAGGGGGUUGCUACGGAGGGACAAAAGGGUGCUGCGACUGAUAUUGCGGCGAAGCCCAAACAGGAGGACAUACCCGAUGUCGCUGUCCCUUUUACCCCUCUGGAUUACAAGAUCCCCCACCAAGUCUUCCAAGCGGCGAGAAGGGCACCCGAGGGAUCCCCUGAAUCGUUUUGGACCUACAGAUUGUACCAAGGCCCGGGGGAAAACGGCGCACUCGGUUCCAAGGUCAAAGUUCAUUACUGCACCACCGCGCGGACUACGGAGGAAGUUGUCACAAAAUACUUCCUGAACGAGAAGGUCGUUGGCUUCGACUUGGAGUGGAUGGCCUAUGCAAAUAAGUACGCGAGUGCCAGGCAGAACGUCUCUCUCAUCCAACUCGCCUCUCCGACUCGAAUUGGACUUUUCCAUGUCGCCAUCUUUCCCAAGGACGACGAGUUCGCCACACCGACCCUGAAAGAAUUCAUGCAGAAUCCUGCCAUCACCAAGGUUGGUGUCUCGAUCAAGGGGGACUGCACACGCUUGUCAAAUUACCUACAGAUCGAGACCCGUGGCCAGUUCGAACUCAGCCACCUCUACAGGCUUGUCAAGUACUCUGAGAGCGGGGAGCAUAAAUCAAUCAAUAAGAAGCUGGUGUCCCUGAGCACCCAGGUCAAUGAAUACCUUGGCCUUCCCAUGUACAAAGGCGACGUCCGUACAGGCGACUGGACCAAGCGCUUAGACAUGCCUCAGAUUAUUUACUCCUCGUCCGACGUCUACGCGGGGGUCCACCUCUACGCCAUCCUCAACCAUCGCCGGCAAAAGCUUGAUCCAGUUCCUGACCUCCCUCACCAUGCCGAACUCAACCGCCCCAUCCCAUUCAUCACCCGGGCCGUCGCAAAAAAACAGGAGGCCGUUACUGAGGCCAUCGUUGUUGAAGACGACCCCGUCCUCGAUGUCCAAUCAGUAGCGGAGGCUCAAGUAGCCCUCGACAGCGCCCCGGUCGCCGACCAAACGAGCGUGGUCAGCAAACACCCGCCAAAACCGAAAGUCACCAGGCGAAAAACGCCUGUUGCGAAAGCGGCCCUCGACGUUGAAUCGUCGGUCCAGCUAGACGCCACGCCGUCACCAAGUGUUUAG